UUGCGGGAUUCUGCUUCAGUUUUUUGUCUCAUUUUGCUUUAAAAAUUUCUCAUCUAUGAUUACUAUGCAACACAAAAAUAGAUUUAGCUACAACCAAGCUGUUAAUUACUCAUCAAUUGAAAUUUCAGGUCUAACAGAAAAUUCGAAGGAUAUUGUUGAUAAUCAUAAUGGACAAUACAUUGUUAUAGGAAAGGAUGUUCAGAAAUCCUUAUUGAGCGAAAAACGAGGUAGUGAAUUGCAUGAAUCAAGCAGAGGUCCUUAUACUUUUCGAGAUCUUGAAAGCUUGCCACCUAGAAGACAUGCUAUUACUUGGCUAUUGCCUGGAGAAGAAUUACAUUUGGACAAACGUGAGGAGCUUUGUAUGGGCUUUUUGUACCCACUUAUAUUUGACGUUGUUCUUGGUUGUAUAUCAAAAAUUGAAAAAAUCGGAUAUUACAAUGUUCGAGGAGGCUCAAAGAAUUCAAAUUUGAAGAUACAACCUUAUGGGAUUUCUAUUAAUUGCAAAGACGUCCGAAAAGUUAGAUUUUUCCUUAAAAGAGAACUUCGCAAUCGCCGAGCAUUAUUCGAUUGCCUCAAAUUAUACUCAUUUCCUAACACCAAUAGACAGCCCUUUUUUGCCAAAAAAUAUAAAGAAAAAUUUCAAUUUGAUGGUUGGCUUUUAUUUGAUGCAAAUUCUGAAUUUAUUAGACAGAAAAAAUCAAAUGAUUCUUGGCGCCCUACUCUUAUCAAUAAGGAUUAUGAUUUUGCUGGAACAUAUCCAUCCCUUCUUUUUGUACCUAGCGAAGUUUUCAAAACCAAAUCUCCGGAUGAUUUUCUUCGUUCUGUUAGCAAAUUUAGAAGCAAAAAACGAAUUCCGGUUCUCUCUUGGAUUGAUUACCGCACUUCUGCUGCUCUUGUUCGUUCAUCUCAACCACUUGUUGGAGCAUUGUCUCGCAAAUCUGCCAGUGAUGAAGAGUUGGUGGGGUUGGGGGUAAAUGGUUGGGUAGUAACAAUUUUUUGAGAUAAACGGAGCUUUAACACUAGUUUUUUCGUUUUCUAAUACAAAUUUAAAAUUUUCAACUCCAAAAAUUC
Messenger RNA from Meloidogyne enterolobii, 1071 nucleotides. The record is from the annotation of a GenBank genome assembly. NCBI's taxonomy places the organism in Eukaryota, Metazoa, Nematoda, Chromadorea, Rhabditida, Meloidogynidae.